CCCUCCCUCCUCCACCCGCCCCUUGGGCAGGGACUGUGCAAAUCGAGGAGAGGGGAGGACCAGCAGGCUACACAGGGUCCAGCUAAGGGGCCAGGACUCCUCACUGAGACCCUAUCCAAGCUAGGUGUUCCCCGCAUCAUGGAACCUGGAUUUGUGUGAAGCGAAGUGAUUCCCGGGCCAGGAAGCUCCUUCCAGCAGGUCCACGGUACCUUCGUCUCGCAUCAGGACCCCCUUUGGAUGCUCUGAGCCACCCUUCUCAACCCGGAUCUAAAACCUGGGACACGGCCAUCAGGCCAGCCUUUCUCUCCCUUUCCCCCUCCCCCACUUUCUGGCGUCCAUCCCCUCCCCAACACCACCUCUGCUGCUGCCUCUGGCUGUGGAUCUGCACCUCUUCUCCAUCCUCGCCAGGCCCUCCGGAGAGUGGGGUUAGCCUGGAUGAGAAUGUGCCCCUAACCUGGGACCCUCCCAAGCCAUGGCUCCUGUGCUCCCAGGGAGGAGUCCAGGACCCUGAGCAUCUGCUAGAAGCUUGGCAGAGGCCCCGCUGGGACCGUGUCUUCUGAGGACAAAAGGCUGAGGCCAGCAGGCAGACUGGGUGGGGGGUGGGGGGAACCGGCAGCUAGGCAGGCAGACCAGUAGCGGAGCCAGCGCUGGCCCCCUCCCAGAUUGGCGGUUGCAUGAAGAUGGGGAUGGGAGUGUGUAGUGGGAGAGUCACCUACCAGGACCCCCACCUGCCCACUACUUGGGUACCCCAAAGCUGUGUGCUGUCCACCUGGUGUUCCCCAACAUCUCCAGCUCUACCAAGUGCACCCCUCUGGCACCUGCUUCCCUUGCUGCCAGCGAUUUAGACCAACGAGGCUGUAUCCACGGCAACAGAAGCAGGAGUGUCACUGGUGCCAGAUCACUGAGGGUCCCACAAUGUGGCUUGGGCUGUGGUUUAUCAGGGAUGAGACAGAGUGAGCCCCCUUCCUGAAUUCCAAGACAGUUCUGCUAAGAGAACCCAGUCUCAUUAUUUACUACUCUGUCGCUGCAUUUUUCUGUCUCCUACACUCAUUACUCUGUCUCUCUGUCUGUAUCUUCCUCCAUUGUCCCCAUUUGCAGGUGUAGCUCAGCAAGACAACAGAUGGAGUCCCCCAGGGCACAUCAAAUACUGGACUGGCCGACCCUCUAGGGUUGGGGGCCCUUGCCCCUCAGUAUGGCCAACACCACCGGAGAGCCCGAGGAGGUGAGCGGCGCAUUGUCCCUGCCAUCAGCGUCGGCUUAUGUGAAGCUGGUGCUACUGGGACUGAUCAUGUGUGUAAGCCUGGCAGGCAAUGCCAUCUUGUCCCUACUGGUGCUCAAGGAACGUGCCCUGCACAAGGCUCCUUACUACUUUCUGUUGGACCUGUGCCUAGCUGAUGGCAUACGCUCUGCCAUCUGCUUCCCCUUUGUACUGGCUUCUGUGCGCCAUGGCUCCUCAUGGACCUUCAGUGCACUCAGCUGUAAGAUUGUGGCCUUUAUGGCUGUGCUCUUUUGCUUCCAUGCGGCCUUCAUGCUGUUCUGCAUCAGCGUCACCCGCUACAUGGCCAUCGCCCACCACCGCUUCUAUGCCAAACGCAUGACACUCUGGACAUGCGCAGCUGUCAUCUGCAUGGCCUGGACCUUAUCUGUGGCCAUGGCUUUCCCACCUGUCUUUGAUGUGGGCACGUACAAGUUUAUCCGAGAGGAGGACCAGUGCAUCUUUGAGCAUCGCUACUUCAAAGCAAAUGACACAUUGGGCUUUAUGCUUAUGUUGGCUGUGCUCAUGGCAGCCACACAUGCUGUCUAUGGCAAGCUGCUACUCUUCGAGUAUCGUCACCGCAAGAUGAAGCCAGUGCAGAUGGUGCCAGCCAUCAGCCAAAACUGGACAUUCCAUGGCCCUGGGGCUACCGGCCAGGCUGCUGCCAACUGGAUUGCUGGCUUUGGCCGUGGACCCAUGCCUCCAACUCUGCUGGGUAUCCGGCAGAAUGGGCAUGCAGCUAGCCGGCGGCUACUGGGCAUGGACGAGGUCAAGGGUGAAAAGCAGCUGGGCCGAAUGUUCUACGCGAUUACGCUGCUCUUCCUGCUCCUCUGGUCACCAUACAUCGUGGCUUGUUACUGGCGAGUGUUUGUGAAAGCCUGCGCUGUGCCCCACCGCUACCUGGCCACUGCUGUUUGGAUGAGCUUCGCCCAGGCUGCCGUCAACCCAAUCGUCUGCUUCCUGCUUAACAAGGACCUCAAGAAGUGCCUGAGGACUCAUGCCCCUUGCUGGGGCACAGGAGGUGCCCCAGCCCCCAGAGAACCCUACUGUGUCAUGUAAAGCAAGCCAGUAGGUAAUAGGCAGGGGAAAAGUCGUGAUCACCAUUCUGGGGCCAACACCAAGGGAAGGGUGGGACCCAGACAGAAGCCUUCUUUUUUGAGCUUCAGCCCAGGCUCUUAAACCAUCCAUACCUGAGGCAUUUUGCCAAUACCUCCCUACUGUUGGGAACUGGGUGAGGAACUGGAAAAGGGGCAUUUCUAGUUUUGUGGGGCUUGUCCCACAGCUUCCUUCUCCACUUCCACAAUCUCCUAUUCCCAUACCCUCCCUGCCUUCCUUUCCCUCUCCCCUCUCCUAUCUUUCUAAAAUAAUGGUUCAGUAAAAAAAAAAAAAAAAAAAAAAAAAAAAGAAAGAAAGAAAGAAAGAAAGAAAGAAAGAAAGAAAAAAACAACAACAACAAAAAAAAAAAACAAAGUGAAAAUGCAGGGUUUUUAACAACAGCUGAGGAAACAGGCUUUCUUGCUUAAAUGUCCCUCCUUUUGACAUUGUCAAGAAAUGGGAAAUUUCUCCUGUAAAAUAGAUUUCCAGAGAUCAUAUUGCCCUUUGGGAUCCCAUUCCCUUCCCUUCCAAAUCCUUUAAUAAGACCUGGAUGUUUAGGAAAUAUUGACUUACGGCUUCAGAGAAGAGGGACCAAAUGGGAUGCUGCAUUCUUGGGGAGCAAGGAUGUUUAAAUUGUUAGUUUGUAUGCAAUGUUGUUUUUAGCAAACCUUGAUCCCUAGCCAGGUCUCCAGUCCCUCCCUACCAUGUCCAGACUUCUCAGGUGUUUCUUGAGGCUCUGUUUGAGAAGCCAAGAACAUACAAAGAAGGGCCUCCAUGAUGUGCCCCUGCUAGAUGAAGAGCAGAAUGGGAGAUGUGCUCCUCAACCAGAAUAUACCAAACUUAGCUACAUACACUCAAGCUUCCUCUUGGCUCCCCUAAACUUUCUUCCUAGGAAUAUAUUUCCACUUCAGUCCCCACUAAAGAUGUUGUGGGUAUAUGCUGACAGUGGAAGUCAUCCACAGAAGUAUAGGGAGAUAGUUGAACUCCCCAGAGUAGCUCGAGUGCAGACCCUGGGGUCAGAGCUAAAUUAAACCCCACCAUUGGGUUCACACUACUCCUCUAAAAAUGAAAAUUCUUUGGAAGCCUUGGAAACCAAUAGUGAUACAAACUUCAAGGCACUGUGGAAUUGAGUCCAUUCCUGCUUGACCUCUUGGUGGCCCUUCCAAACAUCCUUCCCAGAAGUUAUUUUCUCCCUCCAUCCUUACCUAUGCCCAAAGUGGAGCAGACUACACCCAAAUUUCACAGGUAGAAGAUCCAAAGCCUCUUUUUCCAUGGACAGAGACCACUCUGGGCUUACUUUGAAGCAGCUCUAUGGACUGGUGAGACAAAUUGAAACUCUUUGUCUAAGUUUGGGGCAGUGAUCUCUCCAUCCCCUUUCCUUCCUGUCCUAAACUCCACCUCUACCCCAAGAAAGCCCCUGAACUGAGGAAGCCUUGACCCAAAAGCAAUGAAGGGGGCACUCUAGGCAAAAGAGAUAUUGAUGACCCUGGGUGAGGAGUGGCCCUGGAAAAGCUAGCCAGAGGAGUUGGGAGGCUGGGAAUGUGUCUUUGGGGUGGGGCUAUUCUCUCAGUGAUGAUGAUAGGAAUGCCUUUCUGAGGGCUGGGAUGCAAAGACCAAGGUGGGAGGGCAAAUAGGGUAGACUCAGGAGGGUUUUCCUCCAUUUCCUUUUUCUAACUGCCUGGAUUCACCAUUGGAUUUUGUAAAUGGAAAAAGUGGAAUGAACAAUGUUAUAUUGGAUGUUUUUUCUCUCUCUUUCUCUGUGCAUUUGUGUGUGUGUGCGUGUGUGUGCAUGUCUAUGUCUGUGUAUUCUAUCUGUAUGAUCACAUGCGGGGAGGUAUGACUGAGUGAGAUAGUGAUGUUUGUGUGACUGUGUGUGGGUUCCUAAAUAUUGAGGAAAACUUGUCUGGUACACAUAUGUGAGCAAAUACCCUAUAUGAGGAAACAGUACACACACACACACACACACACACACACACACACACACCAAGGAGAAGAGACAAAACUUAGUAUGUGCCUGCAGCAGGAACUAGAGUGCUUAGGAGAUGGACCUUGAAAUUGUAUGUAUGUGUGUGUCAAUGGGGUCAAAUUCCACCUCAUAAGGUUGUCUUCUCUUGGCCCAGCUUCUGAACAUCAGGUGGGGAGAGGGUGCUUUAGAAACCCAUUUCUUCCCAACGUCUGCAGAUUCCAUCCCCACCCCAAAAUUCAAACAAGGUAUUUCUGAAAUUGGACUACCAUGGAAAUAGGAACUUGGAAUGGAGGAGGGGUCAAACAUGGAGGCAAUGGGAUUAAGAAAUGGUCCCUUGCAAGGUAAUAGCUGUUAGAGGAACUGCUCAGUCUGAACUGGGAGGUCUUCUGAAGGUUCCACUGUAUACAGCUGGGACUCUGUUGAACUUUGACUAAAUUCAGAAGGAAAGAUGACAUAAAGAAAAAGCCCGAGUCUGGGGAUCUACCCGGCUGUCCUACUUCUUAUCACUCAUUUAAUUUACUAUUGGUUUACUUAUUCCCUCAGGUGCACAGAAUUGAGCUGGCCAUAUUACUCAGUUCUUGGCACACUAUAUCAUCAUUGAUCCAUGCAAGGCCCUUUUUUUUAUUUUAUUUUGUCCCCUUCAUCACCCAUGCCAGAUCCCAUUCUUCUCCACCCCACACAGGCACCACUCUUCUGUACUUGAUGUGUGUCUUUCCAAACCACAGUUCAUGUGUUUAUUUACUUAUGUGUAUCUGUGGAAAAUACAUGGUAUUGAUGUGUUUUAAUUUACAUAAAAGUAUUGUACUAUAAAUCUUGUUCUGUUUCUUUUUUCAAUCAACAUUAUGUUUUUGAGAGAUCCAGCCAUGUUGUUAUACACAGAUCAAGCUCAUUCUAAUAAUCCAUCUAAAACAUAUU
Molecule: messenger RNA, 5231 nt
Organism: Meriones unguiculatus (Mongolian gerbil)
Lineage: Eukaryota; Metazoa; Chordata; Mammalia; Rodentia; Muridae
Gene: Gpr173
Product: G protein-coupled receptor 173
Exons: 2
Coding region: 1193-2314 (373 amino acids)
Biological process (GO): G protein-coupled receptor signaling pathway
Cellular component (GO): plasma membrane
Molecular function (GO): G protein-coupled receptor activity
Source: RefSeq, a predicted model, not a curated record